AAGGAAGAAAGGGAAGGGGGCAGCCUGGCACUCCGAGCCGGAGGCGGCACCGGGCAGCGGCACGGAGCGAGCCCGGGCGGAGCGCGGCACCCAGCGGCCGCUGAGGCUGAGGCUGGGCCGGCGGCUGUAGGAGCGGGGCCGGGGGGAGCCGCUCCGUGCCCGGCUGCACGCCGCCCGUGACCUUCCCGGGGCUGCUCAGGCCUCUCCCCGCGGAGAUCGUGCAGCAGGCCCCGGGGAGAGAAGAGGAGAGGAGGCCGGGCCGGAAUCCCCCGCCGCCCUCGGGUCUUGCCGGCCGCCGGCGGGGCCUGUGCGGGGAGAGGGGCGGGGGACGGCGAGCGGGACGUCCGGGCGGCACCUCCGGACAGUGGGGAGGCCCUGAAGAGAGGAGGGGGAGGAGGAGGAGGCAGCCCGAGGCGGCGCAUCCCGGGAGGAGCGAGGAGCUCCCCGCCGCCCUCCUCCUCCCCGCGCAUCCCGCGGAGAGCGGGGACCGCCGGCUGGCACCUCCCGGCUGCGGGACCUGAGCUGGAGCUGCGCGCCGGGAGCGGAGGAGCAGGGGGAAGGAGCAGGGGGAAGGGGCGCCGAGCGUCCCGCCGCCGCCCGGGGGAGGUGUCCUGUAUCAGCCCCUGAUCAGCAAGGCUGCAAGUCAUGUAGAAGCCGCAGGAUCAGCAGAGUCUCUGAUGGAGAAUUGGAUUGAAAGCUGUGUCGCUGCAGAGAUUUGAUGAUAAUCUGUUUGAUAUGAUUGUAGUCACUUGCAUUCAUGGAAAAAAUAAUUUGAGGCCGCUUAUGGAUUUAGUCAUUCUUGCUGUAUGCAUUUCACCUCUGACGUCACCUGUCACCUUCAGUUGUUUAGAUGGAGCUAGGGAGUAAUAUGUGGGAGGCUGUGGAAUAUUUGCUUCCAACAUAGGAACAGCACUGGGUUGGGAAUCUGAAACUCCUGAGAGAAUGCUGGGAAUCUGCAGAGGGAGAAGGAAAUUCCUGGCUGCUUCUCUGACCGUCCUCUUCGUGCCAGCCAUAACGUGGAUUUAUCUGUUUGCUGGGAGUUUUGAAGAUGGGAAGCCAGUGUCGCUGUCUCCACUUGAAUCCCAGCCCCACAGCCCUCGUUACACGGCCUCCAGUCAGCGGGACCGUGAGAGCCUGGAGGUCCGCAUGCGGGAGGUGGAGGAGGAGAACCGCGUGCUCCGCAAGCAGCUCAGCCUGGCACAGGGCCGCAGCCCUUCGCACCACCGCGGCAACCACUCCAAAACCUACUCCAUGGAAGAAGGGACGGGCGACAGCGAGAGCCUGCGAGCCGGCAUUGUGGCCGGGAACAGCUCUGAGUGUGGGCAGCAGCCAGCGGUGGAAAAAUGUGAGACCAUUCACGUCGCCAUUGUUUGUGCAGGGUAUAAUGCCAGUCGGGAUGUUGUCACACUCGUCAAGUCUGUCUUAUUUCACAGGCGAAACCCACUCCACUUCCACCUCAUCGCAGAUGCAAUUGCCAAACAGAUCCUCGCGACUCUGUUCCAGACUUGGAUGGUCCCUGCUGUGCGCAUAGACUUCUAUGAUGCAGAUGAACUCAAGUCGGAAGUAUCUUGGAUCCCCAACAAACACUACUCUGGGAUUUACGGGCUGAUGAAGUUGGUUCUUACUAAGACUCUACCUUCCAAUCUUGAGCGAGUCAUUGUCCUCGACACAGACAUAACUUUUGCCACUGACAUUGCUGAGCUCUGGGCCGUCUUUCACAAGUUCAAAGGGCAGCAGGUUCUUGGCUUGGUGGAGAACCAAAGUGACUGGUAUUUGGGCAACCUUUGGAAGAACCAUCGACCCUGGCCAGCGCUUGGGAGGGGCUACAACACAGGGGUUAUCUUGCUCCUUCUGGAUAAGUUACGGAAGAUGAAAUGGGAGCAGAUGUGGAGACUCACAGCCGAGAGGGAGUUAAUGAGCAUGCUGUCCACUUCGCUGGCUGACCAGGAUAUCUUCAAUGCAGUCAUCAAACAAAACCCCUUCCUUGUCUACCAGCUUCCAUGUUUCUGGAAUGUGCAGCUGUCUGAUCACACCCGUUCUGAGCAGUGCUACAGAGAUGUGUCUGACCUGAAGGUGAUUCACUGGAACUCCCCAAAGAAGCUACGAGUGAAAAACAAGCACGUGGAGUUUUUCCGCAACCUCUACCUGACAUUCCUGGAAUACGAUGGGAACUUGCUGAGACGGGAACUCUUUGGCUGCCCCAGUGAGGCAGAUGUUAACAGUGAAAACCUCCAGAAACAGUUGUCUGAGCUGGACGAGGAUGACUUGUGCUAUGAAUUUCGUCGAGAACGUUUCACUGUCCAUCGCACUCAUUUGUAUUUUUUACAUUAUGAAUACGAGCCUGCUUCAGACAAUACUGAUGUCACACUGGUGGCUCAGCUUUCAAUGGACAGGCUCCAGAUGCUUGAAGCCAUCUGCAAACACUGGGAAGGUCCAAUCAGCCUGGCACUCUAUCUUUCUGAUGCAGAAGCCCAGCAAUUUCUGCGUUAUGCCCAGGGCUCAGAAGUACUCAUGAGCCGUCACAACGUCGGCUACCAUAUUGUGUACAAGGAGGGCCAGUUCUACCCAGUGAAUCUUCUAAGGAAUGUGGCCAUGAAGCAUAUCAGCACACCGUACAUGUUUCUGUCUGACAUUGACUUCUUGCCCAUGUAUGGACUCUAUGAGUACCUCAGGAAGUCCGUCACCCAGCUAGACCUGGCUAACACCAAGAAAGCUCUAAUCGUACCCGCUUUUGAGACCCUACGCUACCGCCUUUCCUUCCCCAAGUCAAAAGCUGAGCUGCUAUCUAUGUUGGACAUGGGAACUCUCUUCACAUUCAGGUAUCACGUCUGGACAAAAGGGCAUGCGCCAACCAACUUUGCCAAAUGGCGAACAGCCACCACCCCCUACCGUGUGGAGUGGGAAGCAGACUUCGAGCCAUACGUUGUUGUGAGGAAGGACUGCCCAGAGUAUGACAGACGGUUUGUUGGAUUUGGCUGGAACAAAGUAGCUCACAUCAUGGAGCUGGAUGCACAGGAGUACGAGUUCACAGUGCUGCCCAAUGCCUACAUGAUCCACAUGCCGCACGCCCCCAGCUUCGACAUCACCAAGUUCCGCUCCAACAAGCAAUACCGCAUCUGUCUCAAGACCCUGAAGGAGGAGUUCCAGCAGGACAUGUCACGUCACUACGGCUUCGCAGCUCUCAAAUAUCUCACGGCAGAGAACAACAGCUAGCACAACAGAGCCCGUUUGCGGGAAAGAGGGACACCAGAGGGAGGAGCCACUCAACGUUUGGGGCCGUCUUCAAACUUCAAACUGAGAAAUACUUUCUGUUUUUAUACCAUACCUGGCAGUUCUAACAGUAGGAAUUUGAAGUGACAUGUCUCCAGACUAUGGUCAUUAGCCCCUUCCUCAACGAUCCCAGGCCUUUCAGCUUUAGCUUUUGUGAGGUGUCAACGAGAGGGGCUGGCCACUCACCCGCCAUACCACAGGAGAUGGAAAUGAGACACGAGCCAGGAAUGCACUCUGUUCUCUUAACUGCAGAGCAAAGACAGACCUUCAGAAUAUAGGAUUUCGUGUUGCUAUUUAAUAAUUAGACAUACUUUUUAACUCUAAAGGAAGAUCUUCGGGUCACUGUCCUGUGAAUUUCAAAUCUGCACUACUCUGAAAGGGAACUUUCACCUGUGAACAUUCACAGUGGCCCUCUUAACAUGGAUGACCUUGUUAAUGCAGGAUGAGCCAAAGGUCUGAAUUAGCCUUGAAAAUGAAGGGGACAUUUAUGUAAUACUGCACUCCAGAGAAGGUGUGUUACUGGUUUAGAUGUGUACAUGGUAUUGGUUGGUCUUUUAUUCUCAAAUUAGUUACGUUUUAUCAGGAAAAUCCCCUAUUCCCUGCCCUGCCAUUCCCCAGUCCCAAAAGCUGUUACUUUCCUUGUCAAGGAAAUGUUUCCCUUGUGUUUUUUUGCCAUAUUCAGUUCUAAUGGUCUAGUAAAGAAGAUCAGAAGCUCUGCUAGAAAGUGAACAAAACCUGUCAGUGUAAGGUCUGCUUUCACCAGAGCAACUUGUUCAUGCGUGUCUCAUAAAAUAAAGGGCCUGGUUGUAACUCUUUAUCUUUUUUAGGCAAGAAUUGGAUUUUGCCUACAAGGCAUUUUGUGCGGGGGGAUAUUGAUUCGUAGACUCAUUUCAGUGCAUGCCCAUCUGUGAAGGCGUCGGGCAUUGGGCUUUAAGUGGACUUCUUUGCUGAACAGGCAAUAUAAGCAUGGCAACUUAUAGCCUGAGUGCUCUCCUGCUGCCUGCUACAAGGUCUGAGAACUACUUCGUUAAAGGAGUAUAUAAAUAAAAGGAACAGAACUGUUAGGAAUAAAUUCCCCAUUCGAGGGAGAAAAGAAUGUGUUGGGAAUCUGAGUGUGAGUGUUUGCUUAAACGUGGACUGGUCAAGUUCACAACUUCAAUACACACAGGAAUAUUCUGGAGGGUGGAAAGGAAACCUAACAAGCAAAACACAGAAAACAAGACACUGGACUUUUUACCGUUUUCUUUAUUCUUCAGUAUUAAUGUUGUGUUUACAUUGGAUAAGGAGAUGAGGUUUAAUGCACUACCCUUUGCAGGGCUAUUUGUAAUUUCUUUUGCAAUGUUAAUAGAGAAAGCAGAAAUGACUCAGUGAGAAAUGUGUCUCUCUCCCUUCCCCAGAUCCCUGUACAACCACAUGUACCAAUACCACUGCCUGAGCUGGGAAAAUGGAUCCACAGUGCGUCAUGUUCCAUUUUGUUUUUCAGCCACUGCACCUUCUACUUUCCUCCCCGCUUCAUCCCUCUAGAGCUUGGUUUUAUUUCUAACCUGACAUUUCGUGAGAGCUUUCUGUUACGGUGGAAACCAUGCAGUUAAACCAGACAUUUAAACUGCAAAUAUCAGUUCAUCAUGCUGUGUAUAUAUAAGAAAAGCCAAAAAAGGCAACAUUUUUGACAAGAAAUAAAAAGGGGUGGGAGGCUAUGUGUAAUUACUACUUUUUCCCCUGAGAGUGUUGACUGCAUAAGAAUACAUCACUGCAUAAUUUUCCAAAGUGCUUUUCUUUGGUUCUUAAUGGCUUUAUGUAAAGAUUUACACAUAAGCGUGUGAAGAGCUGGGAAGAAAUGAAAUGAGUGCUUAGAUAGUACUGGCUAAGAUAUAUUUAUAAAAAAAAAAAAAAUCUUAACUCCCCAAGUCCUGUAUUAUUCACCAUUGACAGUCCAGGUCAUUGUGUAUUGAGAAUUAGAAGAACCCUGCAGCACAGUCCUGUUGAUUAUCUAGUGUACAGAAAAAUAUGAAAAGCUGAUCCUAAGAGAGGCUGAACACUUGUGCCUACACAGAAUCUACUGUCAGAUUUUCAGUGUGGCCACCAUUAUGUUUCAUAUAUAUAAAAAAUUUAAUUUGAGGAUGUACAUUUCUCCUUGACUUAACAGUGUUGCCCAAGGGUGGACUAGAUUGCCCUACAACAACAUAACUUGUAGCAUGGACCUGUACAUAUUUUGGGUGUACCACUAUCGAUGCAAACAUUAUUUUCUCCUUGGUCAUGAGAAGCAGACUGGGGGGCAGGGUGGUAGUUUACUAGUUGCCUAUCUGUGCAAUCGUGAGACUUCCUGGAUAGACUAAGGUGUGUGGGCUGGUGUAACCAGCUCUGAGAUUGGCAGUAGAUUCAGAGAGUCUUCUUUUUUUCCUUAUAGACCUGGUUCUGACUUGUGUCUGUCAUGUUAUGUUUGUCUGUGUGCUUCCUAAUUUGAGAGAUGUGGGGCUUGUUUAUUUUUGAACAUAUUUCAGCCAGUUAUUUGGUAGCAAAUUAGGCUUGCUUACCUGUCUUUUAACUGCCAGGGCUCCUCAAACACCAUGAGAAAAACACCACCGGCAACAAAAGUUCCCAACUCAGUUACAGUGCUGACCGUCCACAAGUCCUCUGCUGUAAUAGGUGUUUGCUAGCAACUUUGCUACUUAAUUCUCAGAUUUCUCCCAGAUUCAAGAAAUGUCAGAUGAACUUAAUAACUUAAUGCCUUUGAUUUAUUGAUUUGUUCCACCCACUUCUCUCUUGAGUCUUCAGUCCAUGACCUCUCCUUAUCUUUGUUAUUUGAAAAGUGUGAGUCUGUUGUUUAGAUACCACUCAGACACCAUCUCUAGUGAAGACUGAUGCAAAUAAAUCAUUUAGAGUCUU
Numida meleagris (helmeted guineafowl) is the source of this 6156-nucleotide messenger RNA. It is a transcript of the gene LARGE1, whose product is annotated as LARGE xylosyl- and glucuronyltransferase 1. NCBI's taxonomy places the organism in Eukaryota, Metazoa, Chordata, Aves, Galliformes, Numididae. Gene Ontology annotation, biological process: protein O-linked glycosylation via mannose. The record is from RefSeq and is a predicted model, not a curated record. Gene Ontology annotation, molecular function: glucuronosyltransferase activity; xylosyltransferase activity. Bases 943 to 3213 code for a protein of 756 amino acids. The transcript is spliced from 17 exons.